Molecule: messenger RNA, 831 nt
Organism: Pocillopora meandrina
Lineage: Eukaryota; Metazoa; Cnidaria; Anthozoa; Scleractinia; Pocilloporidae
Source: the annotation of a GenBank genome assembly
AUGGACAAGACUGACUAUCACGACAAAAUGGCACUUGUUAACGACAAACAGACUUACGAAGAACUCAAACGUGACCCGGCUCCUGCGCUUCAAUGCAAACUCAACAGCACAUUGCUGACACUCAAGAAGACAAACGCCAUUGACACCCAACGCUACUACCGACUAAGGUGCUCAGUACCACAGCCGCCGAAACUUUAUGGUCUGCCGAAACUACACAAACCUGGUUUCCCAAUGCGACCUAUUGUUUCCUUCUGUGGUUCUCCGACAUACCAACUGUCCAAGUACCUAACGACAAUACUACAACCGCUCACCGACAAAUCCAGACGAAAACUACAAUCCACCGAGGACUUCAUUAACGCCACUAAGACUGUACAGAUACCUGACGACUACAAACUAGUGUCAUUUGAUGUGAAAUCGCUUUUUACAAGUAUUCCACUUCAACUGGCACUACAAUGUACUGAGACUGCUAUCCUACAAUCUAGCGACCCUCUACCGCUACCGACAGAGGACAUUAUGGACUUACUAAACCUUUGCCUGACAUCAACUUACUUUCAUUGCAACGGCAAACACUACAAACAGUUAUACGGUACAACUAUGGGGUCUCCAGUUUCUGUUGUUGUAGCAGAAAUUGUGAUGCAGAACAUCAAGGAAAGCGCCCUUUCCACUUGCCGACAGACGAUACCACUUUGGUUACGCUACGUACGUACGAAGAUACUUUUACUGCCGUACGACACGACGAAAUCGACGCAUUCCACCACCGCCUUGACGAACAAAACACUGACAUACAGUUUAAUAGAGAGGUCGAAGAAAAUGUUAAACUACCUUUUCUAG